AUGGCGAAGGCAAAGCGGACCGGAAACGAGGGGUCAGCAAGCCGCUCAGAAGCCCGCCAUCGACAUUCGGAGACGGAGAUUCUUACAUACUCAGCUGCCAUCGAUGUCAUACGCAAAAGAUCAAAUGCUCCGGGGAGAAACCGUGCUCGAGGUGUCGGAGAGCGGGCCAUGCUGCUCAAUGCCGAUACUCGAGUCGCGAUCGUAAGAUACGGGUUGAUGAGAGGUGUACACUUGAUGAUUCUUAUUCAAGACAGCCAGGAGCUUCAUGAGCAACGCCAACGCGCAGGUCAAGAAUCACACCCUUGCGCCACUGCGCCCGCCGUGAAUCCUUCGCCGGAACCUAUUGAAGCUACUGGAAUCACUAUGCAUGAUCGAGCUGUCAGUGAAACGCCGUGGUUCCAACCACAUGGCACUUCCGUGCUUCCCGUCUACAUCAGCGAGGCAGCAUGCACCUCCUUUGCCUCUCGUCUCUGCCAGUGUUUGAGAGACAACGACUCGCCAACUAUUCACCUUCCACAGUGGCGAUAUACUGAUGAGGCUACAUUGGCAGCGUUAUUGGACGAUCACAUACACUGGCCGAGCUUGGCGCAUGCUCAGUUGCUGGUAAAGACUGCGCUUGGGCAUAUCAACCCCGGUUUUCCAAUGGUCUUGAAGAAAGAGACCUUAGAUAUGCUUUGUACAAUCUACCAGAAAGGAGAAUUUGAGAAUCCAGCUCUCAAAUCCAAAUACUUUGCUCUUUUUGCUGUGGGCCACGUCUACUCUACGCCCCAUAACACACGCAAUGCGUCGACAUUACCUGGAACAUCCUACUUUGCUCGAGCCAUGAGUCUUCUACAGAUUACCCCUGAAAGGCCAAGUAUGGUCCAUAUCGAGUGUCUACUACUUUUAGCAUACUUCUGUCAAUUUCUAAACAGAUUUCAUUCCGCUUAUCUUCUCAUUGGCAACGCAUUACGCCUCGGAUUAAGCCUUGGCUUGAAUUAUAAUGUCCCACGAACACAAAAUCUGCAUCCAGUGGAAAGGGAACACCGAGUCCGUAUAUGGUGGACAAUCUAUGUACUCGAUCGCUAUUGGGGAUCAAAGUCCGGAUUUCCCGUACAGAUUCAUGAUGACGACGUUCAUGUCGAUCUACCCUCGGCUUCAGCCUCGGAGACUUACAGCGAGCAAUUUUCAGAUGCUGCAUAUCAGACUGCUGGAAUCAAGCUGGCUGAGAUCACAGGUCACACGACAAGGGAGAUCUAUGGUCGGAAAAAAUCGGCCGAGAGCUUUCUACAGCGUGAGCAAAAGCUUCUGAUUCAGCUAAAGCAAUGGGUUCAAUCUCUUCCCAAACAUCUCAGACUCCAUCCAGAUAAGCCCAAUUCAAAACACACGGUGCUUAUACAUCUUCAAUUUAAUUACUGUGUCAUUCUAGCAAUUCGGCCCGUCCUGCUCAACGUUCUUAUCGGCCACACAAACAAUCUCCCUGGCAGUUCAAAUGAAGAAGUGACGCCAGUACUUGGUACUUUAAGUGAAGCAUGCAUUCACGCUGCCCGAUACUCUCUCAGGCUGUGUCAGGAAGAAUGGAUCAGCGGGUCACUUGCAGUCUAUGGAUAUGCUUUCCCGGCCUUUAUAUUCUCUUCUGCAUUGACUUUGAUGAUAUCAAGCAUGCUUCCCCUGGGAGACCCAUCCGACAUAGCAUCGGUAGAUAUCGCAACAGAGAUGCUUAAAAUUCUCAGUAUUUCCGAUAACUUGGCAGCCAAGGACCUUUAUGAAAAUCUUCAGCAGGUCCGUCUGUGUUUUGAUCAGCAUCAGGCCAAGUUAAAGGCAUCUACUUUGCACUUGGGUCCUCUUACAUCAUCUUCAGCAACACCUGAGCUACAAGACUCAAAUGAUUCAAACCAUCGGUCCAACCUCAAUCUCGACCCAAAUGCUGUCCUUCUGGGCACUGAGCAUCUGGGUCCACAGCUAACGACGGAAAUGGCCCUUCACAAUCCUCUGAUGCAAGACUUUCUGACUCAGUCUGCAAUGCAAAUCGGGUUUAUGAAUCCUCCAGAGUUGCUGAAUGAUUUCGACAUGGCUUUUGGAUGGUCGUCUGACUCCCUGUACACCGAAUAG
Molecule: messenger RNA, 2091 nt
Organism: Penicillium maclennaniae
Lineage: Eukaryota; Fungi; Ascomycota; Eurotiomycetes; Eurotiales; Aspergillaceae
Product: fungal specific transcription factor domain-containing protein
Exons: 5
Coding region: 1-2091 (696 amino acids)
Biological process (GO): positive regulation of transcription by RNA polymerase II; DNA-templated transcription
Cellular component (GO): nucleus
Molecular function (GO): sequence-specific DNA binding; zinc ion binding
Source: RefSeq, a predicted model, not a curated record